AUGCCGAAAAGCGAACAAUCUGAUUCAGCCACACCAAAUCCUCAAACAGCGGCAGCUAUGGAACAACCUGCUGAAGAAUCAUCAAAUAGGCUUCCAUCAUAUGUCUUCGCUAGAACAACCACUGCAGGUCCUACGGACUGGAGCAUGUGUUCCAGUGAAUCAUUGUUUAGUAUUCAAAUGGGGAACAUGAGUUACACAAGGGAGCAACUGAAUUGGAUGUCGAAAUCGGGCGAGCAUAAUUACAGUCACAAUCUCACACCACCAGAAACUCCGGAUAAUAAUCAGAUAACAGCCGAAAUUACUGAGCAACGAAGUGACUCAAAGGAGGGCAGCAAUGGAGUUAUCGAAGCAAAUGCGGCUGAAACAAUGGAGAAAGAAUCUCAACAUAAGGACAAUGUUCCUCAAGACCUACCUCAUUCCACUAGUGUGUCCCGAAAUUCGGACGCAAGUCUCAAAUCCUUUGCCUUCCCUAUAUUGACAGGGGAAGCAGAUAAAAAUGGAACAGAGGCGCCAUGUACAAAGAACAAAAACCAACCAUCACUGCCCUCCACCCCUGAAACAAUCCCUGAGAUACCAUCAGAAACAGCUAGUAAACAACAGACACCGCCUGAGAGCCCUAAGGUAGAAGCAGAGAGCCCUAAAGAAGCCUCAGAAAGCCCUAAGGAAACCCCAAAGUCUCCGGCACCUAAUGCACCCAAAAGCGGAGGUCCAAGAAAAUGGUUCGGAUGCUUCUCUUGUUGCUCUUCGGGUUCUUGA
Messenger RNA from Gossypium arboreum, 756 nucleotides. RefSeq lists its product as uncharacterized. The coding region runs from base 1 to 756 and encodes 251 amino acids. The record is from RefSeq and is a predicted model, not a curated record. NCBI's taxonomy places the organism in Eukaryota, Viridiplantae, Streptophyta, Magnoliopsida, Malvales, Malvaceae. The transcript has 2 exons.